This is a messenger RNA of Cuscuta epithymum, 2046 nucleotides long. The record is from the annotation of a GenBank genome assembly. NCBI's taxonomy places the organism in Eukaryota, Viridiplantae, Streptophyta, Magnoliopsida, Solanales, Convolvulaceae.
GAAUUUGUAUGCACUUCAAAUUUCUUAGCUCCAAAACUUAUUUUCUGCCGGAAAAGUGAAAGAUUCUUUCUUUUUCGCCAAACAAAAGUCAAAUCAAUGAAUGAUGAAGAAAUAUUGUAUCCAAUCCAUGACUAUGCGUUGCACCCUUACCUCUAGUAAUCCGCCGGACUGAAUUAUCGCGCGUCAUACCCUUCCGGCCGCUUCUAGUCUGUGUUCACAUUUCCCAAUCGGAGAGAAACUUCACCCGGAAAGUCGUCUAACCGAGCCUUUUCAGAUUCAAUGAGCAAGCGAUGAUGGUGGACCUUAUCGCCCGAUUCUGCCUACUGUUUUUCUCUAUACACUUUUGCUCUCUUCUCCACUGUUCGAUCGCUAGCCGUACCUCCAUUGCCUCCGGCAGCUCAGAUUUCUUAAAUCAGAAUAUUACAUCUGGGUCGAGCAGACGUUUAUUUACAGCAGAACACUUCCAAAAACUUGAAGAAUUAUCUAGAGGGUACAUGACAAACGCCGAACUUGAAAGUGCCAUAAUGGCCUUUAAUCGUAGGUGUAGCAGCAUUUCAAGAGUAUACAGGUAAUAAAAGGUUGAGCAGAGGCUAGCUUUAUGAAAGUAUAAUAUCCAUGUUUGCUAAUUUCUGUUUCUUCCAUAAGCAUUUAUGCUGUUAGUAACUUUAUACUCAUCCUUGAUCCUCAUGCUAUGCAAAUAUGCCAAGGUAUGCUGGUCACGUCACAAACUAUUUUAUAUCGACAACUCCGAUAUAUUUGCAUUGGAAAGAGUGUACAAGGACUUCCACUGUGGGUGAUGGAAAUUUCAGACAAACCAGGAAAGCAAGAGGCUGAACCUGCUUUUAAGUUUAUUGGAAACGUGCAUGGGGAUGAACCAGUGGGGCGUGAGCUUCUAAUGCUUCUUGCUAAUUGGAUUUGUGAUAAUUACAUGAAGGAUCCCUUGGCUACCUUGAUUGUGGACAAUGUUCAUCUUCAUAUUCUACCAUCUAUGAAUCCUGACGGGUUUGAGAUGAGGAAACGUGUAAAUGCAAACAACAUCGAUCUGAAUCGUGAUUUUCCAGAUCAGUUCUUUCCCAUGAAUGAUGAUCUCGGAUCACGUCAACCAGAAACAAAAGCUAUUAUGAGUUGGAUGGAAGAAGUACAUUUCACCGCAUCUGCCAGCCUGCAUGGGGGUGCACUUGUUGCAAAUUUUCCAUGGGAUGGAACUCAAGAUAAAAAGAAAUAUUACUUUGCUUGCCCUGAUGAUGAAACUUUCAAAUAUAUGGCAAAUUUAUAUAGUCAUUAUCACCACAACAUGUCUUUAAGCCAGGAGUUUCCAAAAGGAAUUACAAACGGUGCACAUUGGUACCCUAUAUAUGGUGGCAUGCAAGAUUGGAGUUACAUAUAUGCCGGUUGUUUUGAGUUGACUUUAGAGAUCAGUGAUGAUAAAUGGCCUAAUGCAACUGAACUUCCCACCAUUUGGGAAUACAACAAAAUGAGUAUGUUGCACCUUGUUGCAAGUGUAGUAAAGUCUGGAAUUCAUGGAAGGAUCUAUUCUGCUGAUAGUGGAAGGCCGUUGUCUGCUUCAAUAGGCAUAAAGGGAAUAAAUUACACGAUAAAAGCCGGUAAAACAUUUGCUGAUUACCACCGGUUAUUAGCUCCUGGUGAAAAUUAUGAAGUGGUUGCAACGAUGCCGGGAUACAAGUCAAAGAGGACACUCAUAGUUUUGAAGGAAGAAGCCAUGACUUUGGACUUUAUUCUUGAUCCAGUAAUCACUGCUGAAGGCUUUUUCCACAAGGGAUGGGAUUACAACUUCAUGCCAUGGUGGCAAUUAAACAUUUUUGUCAUUUUGAUUUUAAUAUUGGCUUUUCUCUGCAUCAUAUUGAAGAGCAGAGUAUUAAACCGCUCCAAACACAGACAAAACGGGGGGUCAAAAAGGCCUUCAUUUGUUUAAAGGAAUCUGAUUUACCCUUCCAGUAGAGAUUAUUGAGGUUAUUACCAUACAAAUAUACAAUGUAUUGUCUUCUACUCCGUAAUUAUUAAGUGAGUGCAAUUGUCAAGUACGGA